UGGCACACAGCGGGUCCGCGCGCGACUCGUAGCGCGAGGGGGUUUAUCGCGUCGUCUCGUGGCGGCGCGCGCGGGAUUGUGGGACGGCGGCGGCCUAGUCUUCACGGACAGGCGCGGGGGGGAAAUAUAUAACUGUCUAAAAUAAGAGGGAGGAAAAAAAAUAACACAGAUUUGUUUUAUUCUAACAGCGGCGUGUUCACGGUAUUGACAAGCCAUGGGGCAGGAGGAUAUCAUGAGCACGGCGGAGGAUGUCGCGGAUCAGUUCCUCAGAGUGACGAAACAGUACCUCCCUCACUUGGCGCGCCUGUGUCUCAUCAGCACCUUCCUGGAGGAUGGCAUCCGCAUGUGGUUCCAGUGGUACGAGCAGAGAGACUACAUCGAAGCCACCUGGGGCUGCGGCUACUUCCUGGCCACGUGCUUUGUGCUGCUUAACCUUUUAGGACAGCUGGGCGGCUGUGUCCUCGUUCUCAGUAGAAAUUUUGUACAGUAUGCUUGCUUUGGGUUAUUUGGCAUUAUUGCGCUACAGACUGUUGCCUACAGUAUCCUAUGGGAUCUGAAGUUUUUGAUGAGGAACAUGGCUCUGGGAGGUGGACUGCUGCUACUCUUGGCCGAGUCUCGCUCUGAGGGGAAGAGCAUGUUCGCCGGUGUGCCUACGAUGGGCGAGAGCUCUCCAAAGCAGUACAUGCAGCUUGGUGGCCGUGUGCUCCUCGUUCUCAUGUUCAUGACUCUGCUGCACUUCGACUCCAGCUUCUUCUCAAUCCUACAGAACAUGGUAGGCACGGCCCUCAUCAUCCUGGUGGCCAUCGGCUUCAAGACCAAGCUGGCGGCCCUCACCUUGGUGGUGUGGCUCAUGGCCAUCAACAUCUACUUCAACGCCUUCUGGACGGUGCCUGCCUACAAGCCCAUGCACGACUUCCUCAAGUACGAUUUCUUCCAGACCACGUCGGUCGUCGGCGGCCUGCUGCUAGUGGUGGCUCUCGGGCCCGGGGGCGUGUCCAUGGACGAGAAGAAAAAGGAGUGGUAAGGAGAGUCCAUCUCCUUCCACAGGGGGAAACAAAUACAAACAAAUCCACUGCCCAGGACAUAAGGACCCGCAAAAUCUUAAAACAACCAAUACAACACGGAGCCACCUCCAUUCUCUCUCUGUCUCUCUCUCUCUCACACUUCCCCUUUUCUUUUGUUCUUCAUUUCUCACGUUUUUUUGUUUUGUUUUUACAAAAUUCACGACAUGAGUUUUUAAAGAUGCCUGAUCAUGUCCCACUGUAAAGCCUGAAUGAUAAGUAACUGUCUGAGUUGAUUCUUGUUUUUGUUUUUCUUCUUUCCCCUCUGUCACUGUUUGCCCGAAUGCUGUCUUUAGAGCAUUCUAAACGUAUUCCUGUCAGGAUGCUUCACUUCUCAUGUGCAUUGCUAUAUGGUUGUUGUUUUUAAAACACUUGAGAAAUAGCUGUGAAUGUGUGUACGCAUAUAGACUCUGUGAAACGACAGUAAUUUAGGUCUCCAACUGAAAGUUUUUUUCUCCACCGGGUUAUCGAACUAGCGCCGCUAUUUGUUCGUGGUGCAUUUCUCCAUGUUUCUUUCACCCUCAGAUCAAACCCACAUGUCGAAUCAAACGGCCCUAGCGUUAAGGGAGUGCAGGGUCUCCUGUAGCACUGCUCAUGGUGCAGAUAGGGAUGCGUUAUUUAUAAAAACCACCCUAUAGAAUAGAAAGGUGGAAGCACCUCCAGGCUGCUCUGUUUUUACACUAAUGGACUGUCCAUGGUCUGAACCUUAGCUCACAUCCAGGCAGUAGACAGACUCGCAGAUUAUACAAAACACUAUUUUACACACCUACACAGGUGGAAUAGGUCUUGAAGAAGGUCUGUUCUAUCACCCAAGCUUCAUCUUGAUCGGUGUUCUUGCUGUUGGUGAAAUAACACAUUGAUUUAUGAAGAGUUUAUGGGGUUUUUUUUGUUUUUUUUGGAUUUAUUUUUGUUUUCAGGCGGAGAAAACAAAUAAAAGCAAAAAAUCA
Molecule: messenger RNA, 2008 nt
Organism: Hemibagrus wyckioides
Lineage: Eukaryota; Metazoa; Chordata; Actinopteri; Siluriformes; Bagridae
Gene: surf4
Product: surfeit 4
Exons: 6
Coding region: 215-1024 (269 amino acids)
Biological process (GO): Golgi organization
Cellular component (GO): endoplasmic reticulum-Golgi intermediate compartment; endoplasmic reticulum; membrane
Source: RefSeq, a predicted model, not a curated record